This is a messenger RNA of Papaver somniferum (opium poppy), 507 nucleotides long. RefSeq lists its product as uncharacterized. The coding region runs from base 1 to 507 and encodes 168 amino acids. The record is from RefSeq and is a predicted model, not a curated record. The transcript has a single exon. NCBI's taxonomy places the organism in Eukaryota, Viridiplantae, Streptophyta, Magnoliopsida, Ranunculales, Papaveraceae.
AUGGAAAAUAACAAUAUCGUAUUUCAGAAUGAUGAUAUCAUAAAAGGGAGAGGAGAAAGAAGACCAAGUAGGCUACAAAAGCAAGCCCCGGCAGUUCUUCAGCUCGAUCCCAGCAGCGUCAGCUCUGUUGGUGCUGCUAACGACAAUAGCAAUAGCAAGUACAAAGAUAGUCCAUACUCUUCUUCAGGUGGUAAUAACACCUUGUCAAAGUGCGCAAUUCCACUGCUAUCACCACUUGUUUUGACGCCAACGCAGUCUCCAUUUCCGAAGAAGAUCCCAGAUGAUCUACAAGUAGCACCAGGAGAAGGAGAAGGCAGCAAUGCGGAGGGACAAACGAGAAAUCGUGGGAAUAAAGAAAAAAAAGACACCGUGGACAACUCCACUACGACACCUACAUCAUCAUCCCACAUCGGUUGGCAACACCCAGCUACACCUGCAACGUUUGUUGAACCAUCUUCGCUCAUCUCCUUCCUUCAGUCACAGUGUGUUUUGCAUCAGAUACCAUAA